This is a messenger RNA of Amoebophrya sp. A25, 1298 nucleotides long. The record is from the annotation of a GenBank genome assembly. NCBI's taxonomy places the organism in Eukaryota, Dinophyceae, Syndiniales, Amoebophryaceae.
ACAAGAUGAACAUCCCAACCUGGUGCAGGAAGAUGUUGACAGUGAUGAAAACUCUGAGCAAGAACAUGGGACGCGGCAGCCCAAAGAACACGCCGACUACUACGAUAAUUGGAGGGACAAUAAUGAUGACAAGAAGAAUUAUAUGUCCUACUCGUCCACAGCCGACACAUCAUGGGGAAAAGAUGACAAUAAGUCCUACUUCUAUAAUGACGAUUGGAAAAAACUAGUACACACUCCAAGUACAACGGAUUACAACAAGUUGUCUUACUAUGACAAAUGGCGGGCACGGGGUUGGACCUGCGGGUAUGAUUGGGAUGAAGAAAAACGAGAAUAUGGUCCCUGGAAGUACGAUGCAGAAAUGGACCAACGUCGUAUGGACCAACGUCGUAUUGUAGAUGACAAGGCUGGAACAACUGCGGAUCAUGUUGUAGACGAGCAAAGCGAGCCUCACCAGCCUCUUCAAGGCAUAAGAACUUCUAGAACAUUGGCCUCGGCCUCAUCUUCUUCAGCGCAAACUGGAGAAGAAGAAGAUGAUUUUUCUCAAGAAGAUCUUGGUGUCGUAUCUUCUCAAGAAGAAAGGAAUGCUAGUCCGGUCAAGGACGAAAAAAAUAAUAUUGAAGGAGUAGAAGAAGCUGCUGCAGCGGCGGCUUGUUUUACAAAUGAUGAUGGGGCGCAAAUUGACAAGAGUGUCAAUGUUGGUCGACCGAGCAAAAUUAAGUCAACGUUGAGCGCGGUCGAGCGACUAGAGGCUGUGGGUGUGGCGUCAGAGGAAAAUAUUCCUUCAGGACGAGGCCAGGGAAAACGUAACAAGAGAGAAGAUAAGAAGCGCAGGGACGAUGUCUCCUUGCUGCUCUGUUGUAGUUCCUCGUCCUCGGAGGGUCGUGACGGCAUCUUGUUCGUUACUACAACAGCCAGGAUCAGGAGGACUAAGAAAUUACCGCAGGAGCCUCCAACGGCAACAGGAACUACAGGAGGACGCAAGAAAGAAGCAGGUGAUGCAGGUGUUGCAUCGAAAGAUCGGGAGAGGACCAGAGAGCCACUUGCGAAGACACCCAAUUGGCUCUCUGGUCCUCUGGCGACUGAUCACCCAAAAAGCGUCGCAGCUGCUCGAAACCACGACAAGCGAGGUACUCGUGGUACCAGGACGAAAAUACUAAGCAGGAUGUCCUCUUCAGAUUAUCAUGAAGUCGCUCGUCUUGGUCCGACCCCACAAGCAGGGAGUGCAAUUGAGAGAGCUUGUUCCAGCUCGAGAGAGAGAGAGUGCCAGAGGACCAGAGAGCCACUUGCGAAGACCACAG